UCAGCAGACGACCCCAGUUCCAUGUGGAUAUCCCAACGACCGACAAAUAGAGAACUAGGCAAUGCCAUCAGCUUUAAGCUUUUACGCACUUGGAUGACAGAGUGUGCGGAAAGCCACGACGGCUGCCAGCAACGUGCCAAAGACGUUCACAGCUUCCGUCCAAGUCGCCUCAUAGACGUUGAAUCUCAAUCAAUGCGGCGUAUUUAACUCUGCACAGCACCUAGACUUAAGGAUUCGGGCCCGUACUGUGGGCUGAGCUACUGCUGGGGAGGCAAUCAGCCCGAGAACACCACUCUGUCGAACGUUCGUCAGCGGCUGCAGGGGUUUGACUUGGAAAGCCAGCCGAGGACGAUCCAGGAUGCAGUCCGGGUCACGAGGAUAUCAGGCCAUAGAUAUCUCUGGAUUGAUAGUCUGUGCAUCAUCCAAGACGACCCCGACGACAUGGCGAGAGAAUUGAGCCUCAUGCAUCGGAUUUACGAUUCUGCUACUCUUGUCAUUUCAGCUGCGAAUGCAAAUUCUAGCACCGAGGGAUUCUUACGGCUUUGUGAACCUGCGAUGCUUGCCUAUCAGCUUCGCUAUCGAUGCCCAACAGGAGACUUGGGCACUGUUGUUCUCGGUUGGAAUGACAGCGAGUCAGAAGAUCCCAUCCAUCGCCGGGCUUGGACACUUCAGGAACAUCUUCUUGCGCCACGUCUUGCCAUAUAUGGCACAAAAGGCCUCCGGUUUUCUUGUCGACGGGGAUCAUUCAUAGAUGGCUCGCAGACGCCUUGGCCCGUGAACAUCGCUGAAAGGACUACCGAGGGGAACCGCGUCAGUUCCGGCCGUUUAAGAAAUGACAAAGACUGGAACCAAAAGGGAGGCUGGUACAUGCUUGUGCGAAUUCCACCGGAGACAACUUUCUCACCCCACCGACCGCCUUGCUGCCAUUUCAGCCCUUGCGAGUAAACUUGCUGAGGAACAUAACGAUAGAUACCUAGCUGGUCUCUGGGAAUCUGAUUUAUCAGUCGGUUUGCUAUGGGAAGUCGACAAU
Molecule: messenger RNA, 1030 nt
Organism: Exophiala aquamarina CBS 119918
Lineage: Eukaryota; Fungi; Ascomycota; Eurotiomycetes; Chaetothyriales; Herpotrichiellaceae
Exons: 1
Coding region: 442-945 (167 amino acids)
Source: RefSeq, a predicted model, not a curated record